Molecule: messenger RNA, 1056 nt
Organism: Brassica napus (rape)
Lineage: Eukaryota; Viridiplantae; Streptophyta; Magnoliopsida; Brassicales; Brassicaceae
Exons: 3
Coding region: 392-934 (180 amino acids)
Source: RefSeq, a predicted model, not a curated record
GAGAGAGAGAGAGAGAGAGUACACAAAUAUAAACGAAGUGUGUGUAUAGCUUUACUCAUGAUUACAAGCUUAUAAUCAUUGCGCAACUACUCUAGUUCGUAAUGUCAAAGAAAGAAGUUAUAGGGACAUCGCAGUAUUUUCUCGCUGGUAGGAGUUGGGCUUGGAGUGUGGACCACAUGUUUUUCCAUUCACGCAAAUUAUUGAAUCUUUAUAUAUUUUGUGUGCAAAUUGCUCUAUGAGUUAUUUAGUAAUAAGAAAAUAUAUUUUUGUGAAUCUUGUAAACUUCCUAAAAUAUUCCUCUUCUCGAAAUGUGGGUUUGUUUGUCGAUGAAGUAGAAGUAGAUGAAAAGGAAGAAACUUUGUGGGUUUAGAUUUUGAUUUAUUCGACUGCUAUGGCUUCCGUGAUGCUACUGUUUGUAGUGUUCGUCUUUGAUCUCAUAGCUUUUGGUCUUGCCGUUGCUGCGGAACAGCGAAGAACCACCUGGCAAGUUGUUAAUGAAUCAAGAGAUUCAAGCUACUGUGUCUAUGAGAAGGAUAUAGCAACGGGUCUCGGAAUAGGUUCUUUCUUGAUCUUACUAGCGAGUCAGCUCUUCAUGAUGGUGGCGAGCCGAUGCUUAUGCUGUGGAAGAGCCUUGACACCAAGUGGGUCUAGAUCCUGUGCUAUUCCUCUCUUCAUCACCACCUGGGUCUUCUUCUUCAUAGCAGAAGUGUGUUUAUUUGCGGGAUCUGUGCAAAACUCUUACCAUACAAAGUACCGUGUCUACCUUGGGAACACUGCUCCUUCUUGUCGAUCAGUAAGGAAAGGCGUGUUUGGUGCUGGAGCUGCGUUCAUAAUUCUCACAGGGAUUGUCUCCGAACUUUACUACGUGUGCUUGACACGGGCCAAAGACUUUGAGGUUCCUAAAGAUCCGGGUAUUCGUAUGAGUAGCUUGUAGAACUUACAGACACCCUCAUAGUUGAUUUAGAAUUAGAAAAGCUUUAGACCAUUGUUGUUGUGAUCAUAUUGUAUGAAUUAUAUGUGUACUUCUUCCAUGUCUAUGAGAAAUAGAUUCAGUUA